Messenger RNA from Paramecium pentaurelia, 839 nucleotides. Lineage: Eukaryota; Ciliophora; Oligohymenophorea; Peniculida; Parameciidae. The record is from the annotation of a GenBank genome assembly.
AAUGAACCUUAGUUAUGAUUUAGCAACAGUCACAAAUCCUGUAGAUGAUGUUCCUCCUUUAGGAUUAUCAGUUUGUUAACAAGUCUAUUUAGAAUUAGCAAUGUUAGGAAUGAUAGUCAUUCCAUGGAUAAGUUUGAAAUUUUGAUAAUAAAUAAUAGCACUUUCCAUAACAACAUCUGCACUCUUAUGUUUACUAACUUACAUGAUGUUAAUAAUUCUAGUGAUCUACUUUUACAUAUUUUUUUUGGCACAAGGAAAAAGAGUAUUGGAAUUUUAUAUGGCAGGUAUAAUAAAUAAAAUAAUGAGGGUGAAUUCAUUUUUAAAAAGGAGAAUACAUAACUUUUGAUAUUGUCUACAAUAAUAACUUUUAUAUCUUUCUUUACUCUUACUAUAUUGUUUCUCUCUUAAUAAAACACAAGAAUCUAUAAAUCAUACUUUGAUGAAUCAAAUACUUCAUAUAUGGUUUUAUUUAUGACAUUAUUUGUAAUUGGUUUAGGAAUAUUGGAGGAAUAUUUUUGGAGAAGUAAUAAAGUUAAUUAAAGCAUUUAGAUUUUAUGAUAAAAACACUUCCAUCAGGAUGGAUUGUAGCAUUAUUUGUUGGUUUACAUUUUGCAUUACUUGUUAUGAUGAUAACAAGUUCAAUUGUAGAAUGGCAAUAUUGUGUUUUAUUGGGAGUAUUAUCAGUGGUUUGGCAUAUGGUAAUGGUUUAUGCAAGAAAAGUAAAUUUAGAUAAUAUUUAGUUACUUAAAUUUUCAUCAGUUUUAGUGUAUGGAAUAGCUGCAAGAUUUGGUAUCUACACUGCAUUUUAUAUAUUAUUUUUGAACAUUAAAUUGGGUUGA